This is a messenger RNA of Dipodomys spectabilis (banner-tailed kangaroo rat), 1711 nucleotides long. RefSeq names its product glutathione S-transferase zeta 1 (gene Gstz1). The transcript has 9 exons. Gene Ontology annotation, biological process: L-phenylalanine catabolic process; glutathione metabolic process. Gene Ontology annotation, cellular component: mitochondrion; cytoplasm. The record is from RefSeq and is a predicted model, not a curated record. The coding region runs from base 94 to 741 and encodes 215 amino acids. Lineage: Eukaryota; Metazoa; Chordata; Mammalia; Rodentia; Heteromyidae. Gene Ontology annotation, molecular function: glutathione transferase activity; maleylacetoacetate isomerase activity.
CACCCCGAAAGUCUUUUCUCUCCGGCAUCUCCCUAAGCCUCAGUCGCGAGCGCUAACUUUCGUAGCAGGAAGAGGGGUGGCCCGACGUGCGACAUGCAAGCCGGGAAGCCCAUCCUCUACUCCUAUUUCCGAAGCUCCUGCUCAUGGAGAGUUCGAAUUGCCCUGGCCUUGAAAGGCAUCAACUAUGAGACAGUACCCAUCAAUCUCAUAAAGGAUGGGGGACAACAGUUUUCUGAGGAAUUUGAGGCACUGAAUCCCAUGAAGCAGGUGCCAGCCCUGAAGAUUGAUGGAAUCAUCAUUAGCCAGUCACUGGCCAUCAUUGAAUACCUGGAGGAAACUCGGCCCACUCCACGUCUCCUGCCUCAGGACCCAAAGAAGAAGGCAAGUGUGCGCAUGAUUUCUGACCUCAUCAGUAGUGGCAUCCAGCCCUUACAGAACCUGUCUGUCCUGAAGCAGAUGGGAGAUAACCCACAACCCUGGGCCCAGAAGGUCAUCAUUUCUGGCUUUGAUGCUCUGGAGAAGAUUCUGCAGAGCACAGCGGGGAAGUACUGUGUUGGAGAUGAGGUGUCCAUGGCUGAUCUGUGCUUAGUGCCCCAGGUGGCCAAUGCUAAAAGGUUCAAUGUGGACCUCACUCCCUACCCUACCAUCAACCAUAUCAACAAGACACUGCUGGCUUUGGAGGCCUUCCAAGUGUCUCACCCCUCUCGGCAGCCGGACACACCUACCGAACUGAGGGCCUAGCUCCCACCCUCUGCCCCACUGAUAAAGGGAUAGAGAGUGGCUCAUGACAGAUACUGGGUGGGCUGAACAGGUCUGGAAACCAGUGAGUCCUAACUGGGGAGACAGGAGACUUGAAGUCUAACUCUGGAUCUGCUUUCUCCCUGAACUACAUCUUCCCUUAGUACUCUCAUCAGUUGCAUGUCAGGAAGAGGGUGGGCAGAAAUGUUAGUUAUGUACAUCACAGCAAAGAACGUGAAAAUGAUGUGAGAACAUCAUUAGAUUACAAUGCCUGGCAGAAUUGACCAAAGUACCUUAAGAGACCUUGCCCUCUUCUUACUGAAUCUGACUCCAGAAAAUGUUUCACACUAGAAUUUGGUCUGAAGCUGAAAGUCAGACCUCCAGCUUGUUAUUAUUUAGCUAGGUUUCAGAAGAUAAUCCUUCCCUUCCAGCUGGGAUUUGUAGCUGGAAUCCUCAUGUCAGGACUCAGUAGAGAAAGUCAUUCAGCAACUUGUCCAUCUUAUAGCAGGCCUGGCUACUAGACAGAAAUAACUCUGAAGCCUGCCUGAGAAAAUCAGAAGGAUCCAGGAAGGAAACAGAAAGCAGGAAAGAAGGCAUCCACUGACUAGCUGAGAUCCUAGGACUAGGAAUAGUACUGUUUGUUGCUAAGUUUUCCCCUCUAACAUUCAAGCAAGUUGGCCCUCUCAACCCAGGCCUUUAUUUUCAGGGACAGCAUUCUCUCUAUCAGUCCCAAUAUUGGACACUUUGGAUAAAUCUAGUCAUGAAUAAUUAUACUUCCCCCCAUAGGUAUUUUGAACACUUAUUGAACAACAGACAAUGAUUUAUAAUGUAUUACUCUGAGGUAGGGAGGGGAAGAAGGGUAGGGGUCAAACCUUCAUGCUUGGCAGUGCUCAAGCAGAGCCCAAGCCAUCCCUUUGUUGUGGGGAGAUUGAGUUAGCUUCUGGGGGUGAAAUAAAAUGUUAUAUGACCCACA